CUGUAUAUUAUUUUUUAAUAAUUUUUUAUUCGACGAGAUUCAAGAGAAUCAUUUUGAAAAAUUGAAAAUUGUUGACAAAUCACUAAAAAGUCUGGUUUUUGAUGAGCAAUUAAUUUUUUUCAUGCAAACAAACAAUUCUGUCUUCAUCCACACGUUUGAAAUGAAUCUUAAGCUCCCAGAAUUUCCUUCAUUACCGACAAAACGUGAAAAUGAAGGGAAGAAGUAGGAUAUUCCAUCUUCCACCGUCUGAAACUCGAGUUUCAUAGAGAAAACGUCAGUAUCCCAUUUCUCCACAAAUUCGCAAUGUCAUUCAACUCGCCAAAAUGACGAAAAUAAAUGUAAAAAACGCCCCAGAGCUCGAUAAAUCAUGUGACUACUAACGAUAAUUGUACUAAUAUUCUUGUGACAAAAUCAGAAUUGAUGACUCGAUUGUUUCGAAGUGCUGAGGAUAGAAUUUCCCCCAGCAUUCUCGUCGGAUUGAAAGAAGAAUGACGCUACGGGUGAUUACCGAAUGUUCAACAAAGGGGGGUGAGAUGUAUCGUGUUUUUAUCACUGGCUACCGCCUGGCGGAAGUAACGCACGGUAAAUCAUUCUACGUAUAUACGAUUCAACUGACAGAUGCCAACAGUGGGAUCAAAUAUUCCAUUGAGAGGAGAUACAGUGAAUUUAAUUCGCUCCACAGAAUGCUGUCGUUUCAGUUGAAGAGGGACGGCGAAACGGCGGCUUUUCCGCCGAAAAGAGUGAGAAGUUGUCAGCCCAAAGUAUUAGAACACAGGAGAGCUGCUCUCGAGGUUUACAUUCAGAAAAUGCUGCAGCUACCCAGUACUAGACAGCAAGUUCUCGAGUUCUUGGGGAUCGAGGGAGCGAAGAGGACCGGCAGAAUUCUUUUGAAGAGACUCGAUGGGAAAUCCGGCUCGACCUCAACCGCUGCCCAUGUGUCCCCAGUGGUGGGCCAUCAUCCUGUGAUAACAUUCAAAUGCGAUCCGUACGUAACUGCUGAAUCGCAAAGUGGUCUUCCCGACAUUGUGACUCAGGGAGUUCUACUAGGUUUUUAUAAAUCUGAGAAUUAUUAGGUCCAAUAACUCAUUUUAACUCGUUAUUUAUACUUUCAUACAUUUCUCUUGUCUGUGAUGAAUUUGAAUAAAGAAUAUUGGCUCUCCA
Molecule: messenger RNA, 1161 nt
Organism: Diachasma alloeum
Lineage: Eukaryota; Metazoa; Arthropoda; Insecta; Hymenoptera; Braconidae
Product: sorting nexin-24-like
Exons: 3
Coding region: 489-1073 (194 amino acids)
Molecular function (GO): phosphatidylinositol phosphate binding
Source: RefSeq, a predicted model, not a curated record